UCUCAGUUAUAAUUUGCUACUCACGCUGCUAUAAUCGUCAAUUUGCCGCCUAUUUAGUUUGAUAGAGUCGCUAUCAGCUUGCUCCACGUCCACGUCAACGUCUGCGUCUCGUACUCGUCGUCGUCGAUCCAAAUCAACUUGAGCAUUACAUAUUUCCCGAGAAUUUAUUUAUCUAAAGCCGGCGGUGUUUUUGUAGUUACGUUAUUUCUUCAAACAUCUGACAGAGUCCGUGACAGUGAAAAUAUGCGCGCAUUUCAUGUGAUGUCAAUGUGAUUUGACUAGAACUAACAUAUGUACAUUCGUAUAUCUAUAAGGACGAUAUUUUAAUUAAGUGAUUGUGUUUUGUUUAUUUUUAUUAUUUUGAUGACAGUAAAACCAAAAGUGAAUGGACUAUUAUAAAAGAAGAUCAUUUAAUCUUCUAAUCAUUACUUUUUUUACAAUUGGUAGCAACAAGUGCUUGGCGAAAUGCAAUCGACUGAUCCUGGUGGACCGAGAAAUAACAAUCCAUCUCCUGCCAAUUCUACACCCAAUAGAAAUCCCUUCAAGGCUCACUUAGAACAUCAGAAUCAGCCAUCGCGUCAAGCAGCAACAUCCUAUCAAAAUGGUACCAACACCGAAUCUCUCACAUCGCAGGACUCGAGCGAGCUAUCUCAUACAUCGCACCUACCCCAACAAACAUCCACCGAACGGAAUACUACCUAUCAUAGUUAUGGUCCGCAAAUGACAUCACCACCCUUACCACCAUCGGAUAAUUACCGGCAGGAGGAUUAUCGAGCUGCCGGGACCUGGGCAGCCACCAAAGCUUGGAUGAUCCAAUGGAGGGGUUCUAGGCGGUUGGUUUUGGUAAUAGUGGCAAUUGCCUUGCUGUUGGACAAUAUGCUCCUUACAACUGUAGUUCCUAUCAUACCAGAGUUCCUUUACGACAUUCGACAUCCCGAUGCUCCACUUGAUAGUUUCCCAAGGACACCAUUGUCAAUAAUAACACCUGCACCACCAACUUUAUCCCCUUGCUCAAGAAAUGGGGAUGAGGUAUUGCCAACUUCUUCCAAAAUGGAGUAUGUAACCAUUAGUGAUGUUGAAAAUGCAACACUGUACAGGGAGAUGGAGGAAAGACAUAAGGAACUUGUUGGUGAAACCGUGGAAGUUGGUCUGAUGUUCGCGUCGAAGGCAUUUGUGCAGCUCUUAGUUAAUCCCAUUGUUGGACCUCUGACGCAUAAAAUUGGAUAUAGUAUUCCAAUGUUUGCUGGUUUUAUUAUUAUGUUUUUGUCAACACUUAUAUUCGCAUUUGGUCGAUCGUACAGCGUGUUAUUUUUGGCUCGAGCUUUGCAAGGUAUUGGAUCUUCAUGCUCGUCAGUGUCUGGUAUGGGUAUGUUGGCUGAUAGGUACACGGAUGACAAAGAACGUGGAAAUGCGAUGGGUAUAGCUUUAGGAGGACUUGCGCUUGGCGUAUUGAUAGGACCGCCGUUUGGAGGAAUUAUGUAUGAAUUUGUUGGAAAAUCGGCACCUUUUUUGAUUCUUUCGGCUUUGGCUCUUGGGGACGGAGUUUUGCAAUUAUUCAUGCUUCAACCAUCAAUUCAGCGUUGUGAUUCUGAUCCACCUUCUUUAAAGGCAUUGAUUAGUGAUCCCUACAUUUUGAUCGCCGCAGGAGCCAUAACGUUUGCAAACAUGGGUAUAGCAAUGUUGGAACCAUCUUUACCAAUAUGGAUGAUGGAUAACAUGGGUGCAAGUCGUUGGGAACAAGGCGUUACAUUUUUACCAGCAUCAAUAAGUUAUCUUAUUGGAACAAACCUGUUUGGACCGCUGGGUCACCGGAUCGGAAGGUGGUUAGCUGCACUAUUGGGAUUGCUCAUUAUUGGCUCAUGUCUUAUUAUGAUUCCUAUGGCAACGCACAUUAACCAUCUGAUUAUCCCAAAUGCCGGUCUCGGCUUCGCCAUUGGAAUGGUUGACUCUUGCAUGAUGCCUGAACUUGGUUACUUGGUGGAUAUUCGGCAUUCAGCAGUCUAUGGUAGUGUUUAUGCUUUAGGUGAUGUUGCAUUCUGUAUGGGAUUUGCUAUCGGGCCAGCAUUGAGCGGAACUCUGGUGAAUAGUAUUGGAUUCGAAUGGAUGCUUUUUGGUAUUGCAAUUUUGUGCUUCCUUUAUGCACCUUUGCUUGCAUUUCUCAAAAAUCCACCCACUAAGGAAGAAAAGAAGGUUGGUUUUGAUAAUAAUACUAAUGUACCUGCAAGUGAUACGAACGUUGUUGUACAGUCUAAUGCUGCAUUUGUAAACGAUGUGGCUUAAAAUUCUAUUUUAUAAUAUUGUUUUCAUUAAAAUUAUGUUUGUGCAUUUUUAUUUUAUUAAUAAAUUUUUUAAAAUUUA
Messenger RNA from Eupeodes corollae, 2358 nucleotides. It is a transcript of the gene Vmat, whose product is annotated as synaptic vesicular amine transporter. Gene Ontology annotation, molecular function: xenobiotic transmembrane transporter activity; serotonin:sodium:chloride symporter activity. Bases 466 to 2280 code for a protein of 604 amino acids. Gene Ontology annotation, biological process: xenobiotic transport; transmembrane transport; aminergic neurotransmitter loading into synaptic vesicle. The transcript has 8 exons. NCBI's taxonomy places the organism in Eukaryota, Metazoa, Arthropoda, Insecta, Diptera, Syrphidae. The record is from RefSeq and is a predicted model, not a curated record. Gene Ontology annotation, cellular component: terminal bouton; synaptic vesicle membrane.